Messenger RNA from Lytechinus pictus (painted urchin), 2716 nucleotides. Its product is annotated as acetylcholine receptor subunit alpha-1-B-like. Gene Ontology annotation, cellular component: GABA-A receptor complex; neuron projection; synapse. Gene Ontology annotation, molecular function: extracellular ligand-gated monoatomic ion channel activity; chloride channel activity; GABA-A receptor activity. The coding region runs from base 986 to 2320 and encodes 444 amino acids. The record is from RefSeq and is a predicted model, not a curated record. The transcript is spliced from 8 exons. NCBI's taxonomy places the organism in Eukaryota, Metazoa, Echinodermata, Echinoidea, Temnopleuroida, Toxopneustidae. Gene Ontology annotation, biological process: chemical synaptic transmission; regulation of membrane potential; chloride transmembrane transport.
AGAAUAACGCUAAUAACCACUUAACAGAAAAGCUUAAAAAGGGUCUCCCGGGCUUCAUUUAAUUAAUAGGCAGUUAUCACUACUCGACGGAGAGCGAAUUCAAGAACACAGUUCAUGUAUUGAAAAUGCUUGUCAAAAUUAAUGACAAUGAACAGCUGGGAUGUUUUGUAAAUUUUUUUGAACUGGAACAGCAAGUUAGUCUUACGUAACGGAGCUCACGAAAAAUUGCAAAUAUUUCGUUUACUCGUGUAGAGUCAUGGUCGAAACUGCUGUUUCGAUUUACCAAUUUUCGACAAAGACUUCUGCGUUGCUCUUUGACCUGAAGGCAAGGGCGGAAAUCUCUCACUAAGGUAGGGUGGACAAUGAGCUGGACAAUUUGACACGCAAAAAAAAGAAGGUUAUCACCACAGUAGGUCAUUUCAACCAAAAGGAAUUUGACAAGACAAAAAAAAAAGGAAAGAAAAGUUUAUCACCCAAUCAUCCAAAAUACAUGUUUCAUUUCGAUUCUUAGUGAUGUAUUUCUUUCCAUCAUAAAAGACCAAACAUAGUCGGGGGACAUUUCAUAUUGUGUCCCCCUACUAUUUUGAGUAGGGGGACGCCCCCUCCCCCCCUCCCGGGACAAUACAUUUGUUAUGAUCUUUAAAGCAGUCUGCGAAAACUCGCUACUGUUUGCCUAGAGUGAAGAUCACAAUUUAUCUUUCACCAAUAUUACGAAUAGCUAUUAUGCACUUAAUGCGAAUAAAGUCGAAGGCGGUGUGCAUUGUCCCGUAAUCACUUAUACUCACUCUGUUGACUCGGGGAAAGUGUAUAUAAACAUUGCGAGCCUCGUAUACACGAGAGGUAACAUCAGACCAACUCGGUUUUUAUGGUUAGGGUUCGGAGUGUGGAUCGGAACAAACCUCCUGGGAUACGAACCCCGAACCUGCAGCUUCAAAGUUCUGAAUCUAACAUUUCUUGCACUUGACUUGUUAAUGGAGUUAUCGUAAUGUCCAAGAAGAGUUUAUUCGUCACGGUCAUUGCUGUAUUCACUUUUGGUUUAAAAGAUGGCGGAACAGCAACUCCAUCGACGGCUGAAGGUCAACUAAUCCACGACCUUUUUGACACCGGAUAUGACGUCAGAGUGAUGCCCCAACGAGACCUCGGCCAUCCCUUGGAGAUGACCAUCAACUUUUAUUUGUUUUCCAUUCUGGAUGUGGAUACUAAAAAUGGGAUCCUCAGCGGAGUUUCUUUUGUCAACAUACUGUGGCAUGAUCAGCGGUUAGUAUGGAACCCAGCUAACUACAGUAACAUUUCUGAGAUUACCGUUCCCUUGGGAUCUGCCUGGACGCCACCAAUGCAGAUCUAUAACACGGCUGGGUAUGGUCAGACCCAUACGAUCUUUCAGAAGGAUGGAAAUGUCUUAAAGAUAUUCGCUGACGGUACAGCGUACAUACAGUCUAACAUGUAUUACAAUACAAUCUGCAAUACUGUCCUGCUCGACUUCCCUUUCGAUUCACACAACUGCAGUAUUGGUUUCUUCAUAAUGGGUUACUACAGUGAUCGCAUCAAGUUAGUCCCUGGUCGCGCUUACUCACUCUUCAACUAUAAUACAGAAUGGAAGAUAAAAAAUCUUGUUUUUGUUCCACAUGACCGAAUGGACAUCGUAACUCGCAAAAAUAUAUCCUUCCUCGACGCCGUGAUGCAUCUAGAGAGAGCACCAAACUUCUACCUGCGGAUCAUCCUCUGCCCUCUUGUCCUCCUGAAUGGCCUAGCCCUUAGCACGUUCUGGAUACCCAUCAAGAGUGGCGAACGCGUCUCGGCAUCGCUUUCUCUUGUUCUCGGCAACACCGUGUUUCAGAUUAUCAUUUCUGACAUAAUGCCGAGGACUUCGGACCCGGAGUUCGAACCUCGCAUUGUCUACUUCUGCGUGUCGUCAUUCGCUCUCAUCACAGCUAUUACCGUCUGGUCAAUGCUCGUGUCAAACCUGGCUGCCAAAAAGUGGUCUUUGAGGACGUCCGCAGCGAGGCGAUUGUUCCUAGAGGUGUUGCCAGUGCUUACCUGCACAAAAUCGUUGAAGGGUUGCAGAACAAGGGCGGCUGUAAAAGAUAUUUCUAUGCAAGAUGACGAGAAACAAGAAGUGACUGCGGUACACGCCUUCGACCAUACCACAAAAGAGAAUCCGGGCGAACAACGAGGGGACGAAUCGCAGACGACAGAUAUGGAGAUCGUUGCAGAGAUGUUGGAUCGCUUUGUUAUGGUGGUAGUGUGUGCUUUGUUGAUAACUCUAGCAGUUAGCACCGAUCCUCUGAUCACCUCUACGCUUCAAGCCUUGUUUCAUUGAAGAUAAACUGAAUUCUUAAUUUAUUGACUGCAUUGCUUGGUUGGUUACAGGACAGUGGUCUCAAGCUAGUCUCGAUCUAAUGUGUACGUUCAGACUCAUAUUGGACACUUCAACCAAUAACAGGUCUGGAGUUAAGACUAGACGCCAAAAGCUCUGUCUUUGUCAAAUAGAGCCGGUCACAGUAUUGAAUCUCGUCCCACUACUCCAGAGUCUACUCGAAUUGCGAAAACCAAAGGUCUGCGCAUGCAGACUAGUCUCAAUCGGACGUUAGCAAUAGAUCUCGUAGACUAGCUAGAUCCAAAUUAUCGAUGAAUAAUACUGAUUCAUGUAUAUUAUUAUUACAUGUAUAUGUACAUGUAUGUGAGUUUAAGUAAGUAAAGUAACAAUACACUGGUA